AUGACGGGACGGGCCGUUAUGCGAACCCCUGAACCGCCCGAUCGCGAUGAACGCGAAGACUCGCCACCGCGACUGUCGAGACCGAAACGCACCACCAGACCACCGAAGAAGUAUGCUGGAGAACAAGAGAUCGACAACGAGCAGAGGAAGACACGGCCCCAACAAAAGAAGAGAAUUGAGCCAGACGCCCAGCGUGACGUGGCAACGUCAGACGACGCCGCGACCGAGGGCGACGAGCUCGAUAUCAGCAAUUUGGUGACAGAGAUCGCCAAACUUAGGAGAGAGAUCAGACUCCGAGAGGAACUACACAAGGAAGAACUACAGAAAACCAGAGAAGAGUUUGGUGCCGCCCUCGCCGAGGUCCGAUACGAGCUACAGACCCUGACAGAUAGAAGCCCGACACCUCAAUGCCACUCCGAGACAUGCUGUCCGAACAACCACGAUGAAAUCCUGCGCGAGAUUCAGUCUUUACGCGAGGAAAUCAGCGUUCCCACCCCCACAAGCUCCCCUUCCUAUGCAGAUGUCGCGCGCACCCCUCCGAGCAGCUACCCAAGCAAUAUACGAACCCUCUCAACGUUGAACACGACACCAACCACCUACACCGACACGCUGUACUGCACGAUAGAUACCUCAAAGAUGCCCGAGAGCGAGAGUGAGAAGGUAUCCGCGGGCUUAAUCAGGGCCACAAUCGAGACAGAGAUCCGGACGAUGGAUGAUCACACUCACUGGCGCUGUCGCGCGGUGACAGUGAGCCCACGAAAUACCAACCGGAUCAGAAUCGCGUGUCGCAAUGAAGCCGAGCACCAGCUAGUCAGGAAGGUGGCAGAAGCAAAGAUUGGGGCGGGAGCCCGGGUGCUUCGGGACGAGUUCUACCCGAUCAAGGUCGACAGCGUCAAGAGAACUGCGGUACUGGAUGAGAACUAUGACGUCCUGACAGGAGCGGCGGCGGCCCUAAGCGAGGAGAAUGACACCACCGUCGCCAAAAUAACGUGGCUUAGCAGCAAGGAAGCCGCAAAACCCUAUGGAUCGAUGGUCGUGUACUUAACCAAAGGGACUGACGCGCGGAGGCUCCUGGCCGACGGAUACUUCCACGUUGGGGGAGAAUCCGGGACAACCAGCGUAUUUGAAUAUCGACCACGACCGGUGCAAUGCUACAAUUGUCAGGAGAUUGGUCAUAAGGCGUUCCAGUUGACUGCAAUCAAACGGUUCCGAAGUGUGUCCCGUGCGGAGGUCCUCAUGAAUCAUACAGCAAGAACUGCCGGAAGCUCUAUCCAUCGCGUUAUGAAUAAAACUGUUCGAGUGAUUCAACUGAAUGUGAGGAAGCAGGGUGCAGUACACGAGAGCUUAAUGAACGACGAAGACACUCAAAACGCGGUGGCGCUAGCAAUUCAGGAACCUCAAGCGAGGAGGAUUCAAGGCCGGCUCUUGACUACCCCGAUGGGACAUCACAAAUGGACAAAGAUGGUACCCUCCACCUGGAGGGAAGGGAGAUGGGCGAUUCGGAGUAUGCUCUGGGUCAACAAAGAAAUCGAAGUGGAGCAGGUCCCGGUGGAGUCCCCAGACAUCACAGCAGCGAUGGUCAGGCUCCCCGAGCGGCUGAUAUUCAUGGCAUCGGUCUACGUGGAAGGUGGCAACACCUCAGCGUUGGACGACGUAUGCACUCGUCUACGCGAUGCGCUCACGAAGGUACGAAGGAAUGCAGGUGCGGUGGUGGAGAUUCUGAUUGUGGGGGACUUUAACCGACACGAUCAACUCUGGGGUGGAGACGGCGUGUCGCUGGAGAGACAAGGGGAGGCGGAUCCAAUUAUCGACCUCAUGAAUGAAUUUGCACUCAGCAGCCUGCUAAAACGAGGCACCAGAACAUGGCACGGCGGAGGACAGAGUGGAGACUGCGAGUCUACCAUCGAUCUCGUCCUAGCUUCAGAAAACUUGAAUGACUGCAUGACUAAAUGCGCAAUACUCGGGACCGACCACGGCUCGGAUCACUGCGCGAUUGAGUCCGUAUUCGACGCCCCGUGGUCGGGCCCAAAGCCUCCAGAACGACUUCUGCUGAAGAAUGCACCAUGGAAGGACAUCAAUGCCAGGAUUCAGAACGCUCUGGCCACCCUUCCGUCAGAGGGCACGGUACAGCAGAAAACGGAUCGACUCAUGUCGGCGGUUUCGGAAGCGGUGCAUGCUUUAACGCCAAGGGCGAAACCAUCACCACACGCGAAGCGAUGGUGGACAGCAGACCUGACUCAACUCCGUCACAUAUACACAUACUGGAGAAACCACGCUCGCUCCGAGCGGCGGGCGGGGCGAAAAGUACCUCGGCUCGAAGCGAUGGCCCAGGAUGCGGCAAAACAAUACCACGAUGCCAUUCGACAGCAAAAGAAGAAGCACUGGAACGAAUUCCUUGCAGAUAACGACAACAUCUGGAAAGCCGCCAAGUACCUGAAGUCGGGAGACGACGCAGCGUUCGGGAAGAUUCCGCAGCUCCUAAGAGCAGAUGGAACCACCACCAACGACCACAAGGAGCAAACGGAGGAAUUGCUCGCCAAGUUCUUCCCGCCUUUGCCAGACAGUAUCGAUGAGGAAGGCGUCAGAGCACAGAGAGCGCCCGUAGAAAUGCCAGCCAUCACGAUGGAGGAGAUAGAGCGACAACUGUCGGUGGCUAAGUCGUGGAAGGCACCCGGUGAAGACGGCCUACCGGCGAUCGUUUGGAAGAUGACGUGGUCCACAGUCAAGUACAGGGUCCUCGAUCUAUUCCAAGCCUCGCUGGGGGAGGGCAAGUUGCCAAGGCAGUGGAGACAUGCGAAGAUCAUACCGCUUAAAAAGCCAAGCAAAGAAGAUUACACUAUUGCCAAAGCGUGGAGGCCGAUCUCGCUGUUGGCGACACUGGGUAAGGUGCUGGAAUCGGUGAUUGCAGAGAGGAUCUCGCACGCGGUGGAGACACACGGGUUACUCCCGACCAGCCAUUUCGGAGCUCGAAAGCAACGGUCCGCGGAGCAAGCACUCGUACUCUUACAAGAGCAAAUAUACACGGCCUGGCGAGGCCGUCGAAUAUUGAGUCUGAUCAGCUUCGAUGUGAAAGGAGCCUAUAACGGAGUGUGCAAAGAACGACUACUCCAGAGGAUGGAAGCCCGAGGUAUACCAGAGGUCCUGCUCCGAUGGAUCGAAGCGUUCUGCUCAGACCGAACGGCAAACAUCCAGAUCAACGGACAAUCAUCUGAGGCCCAAAGCCUGCCACAGGCUGGACUACCGCAGGGAUCGCCCCUGUCACCGAUCCUAUUCCUCUUCUUCAACGCAGACCUCGUGCAAAGACAGAUCGACAGCCAAGGAGGGGCAGUCGCCUUUGUGGAUGACUAUACCGCAUGGGUGACCGGACCAACUACGCAAAGUAAUCGGGAAGGAAUCGAGGCAAUUAUUAACCAAGCACUUGACUGGGAAAGGAGAAGCGGAGCGACCUUUGAGGCUGACAAGACAGCUAUCAUACAUUUUGCCCCCAAGAUGCGUAAAGUGAACCAUGAGCCGUUUACCAUCAAGGGACAGACGGUUAUACCUAGAGAUCACGUCAAGAUCCUGGGUGUCUUAAUGGACACAAGACUUAAGUACAAGGAGCAUAUCGCGAGGGCAGCGUCCAAAGGCCUGGAGGCAGUGAUGGAGCUCCGGCGCCUUCGAGGCCUGUCUCCCGCAACAGCGCGGCAGCUGUUCACAUCGACAGUAGCCCCGGUGGUGGACUACGCGUCCAACGUCUGGAUGCACGCGUGCAAGGAUAAGGCCAUGGGGCCCAUCAAUCGGGUCCAAAGAGUAGGAGCGCAAGCUAUUGUGGGGACCUUUCUCACGGUCGCAACCAGUGUCGCAGAGGCGGAGGCCCACCUAGCUACCGCACACCGUCGAUUCUGGAAACGAGCCGUGAAAAUGUGGACAGACAUCCACACCCUGCCAGAAACCAAUCCCCUCCGCAGAAGCACAGAUCGGAUCAGAAAAUUCAGAAGAUACCACCGCUCGCCGCUCUACCAAGUAGCUGACGCGCUGAAGAAUAUCGACAUGGAAACACUGGAAACCAUCAACGCGUUCACAUUAGCACCAUGGGAGGCACGCGUGCGCACAGACGUCAAGGCAGUCCCGCAGACACUGGAUAAACCGGGCGGGUCUAUGCGGAUCGCAAUCAGCGGUUCGGCACGGAACGGGCUGGUUGGAUUUGGGGUCGCGAUCGAGAAGCAGCCACCUCGGUACCGAAAAUUGAAACUAAAGACCCUUUCUAUCACACUGGGUGCAAGAUCAGAGCAAAACCCAUUCUCUGCGGAGCUUGCCGCAAUGGCACACGCAUUGAACAUGCAAGUGGCACUGAAGAAUUACAGGAUCACGCUGCUCGCGAGUAACAAAGCGGCGACUCUCACGGUCAGGAACCCUCGACAGCAGUCGGGCCAGGACUUUGUGGGUCAAAUGUACAAGUCGAUGAGAAGAAUGCAGAGGAAUGGCAACCGGAUUGAUAUCACUUGGGUCCCUACUAGUGAGAAAAACGAAUUAUUGGGCCGGGCUAAGGGACAGGCCAGGAUCGCGACUCACGAGGACGCUCUAAUACAAGUACGAGUGCCGAGGAUGAAGUCAACUACCCUGAAUCUCGCACGUUCCCAGGUGAACACAGGCAAAAGCUUGCCAGAGAACGUCGGAAAACACGUCAAACGGGUAGACAUAGCGCUUCCAGGAAAACACACACGACAGCUGUACGAUCGCUUAUCGUGGAAAGAAGUAAGCGUGCUGGCGCAACUUCGGACUGGCAUGGCCAGACUCAAUGGAUACCUCUCCCAGAUCAACGUAGCAGAGACGGACCAGUAUGCAUGUGGACAAGCAAGAGAGACGGUGGAGCACUUCCUCUUUCGGUGCCGGAGGUGGACGGCGCACCGGACAAGACUGCUUCACUGUACGGACACUCAUCGAGGCAACAUCUCCUACUUCCUGGGCGGCAAAUCGCCAUCCGAUGACCAGAACUGGACGCCGAACUUGGAAGCGGUGCGAGCCUCAAUUCGGUUUGCAAUCGCCACGGGCCGACUUGACGUCGUAUAA
This is a messenger RNA of Penicillium malachiteum, 5049 nucleotides long. RefSeq lists its product as uncharacterized. The record is from RefSeq and is a predicted model, not a curated record. The coding region runs from base 1 to 5049 and encodes 1682 amino acids. Gene Ontology annotation, molecular function: catalytic activity; nucleic acid binding. Lineage: Eukaryota; Fungi; Ascomycota; Eurotiomycetes; Eurotiales; Aspergillaceae. The transcript has 2 exons.